CAGGAUUGUUGCAACAAGGGGCGGAGCCGAGCCGCGAAGACACCGGCGGCCGCGGCGGGGCUCGGGAGCGCGGCCCUUCUGGGUGGGACGCGCGUGUCCCCGCGCCGUGCCGUGGGCACUUACCGGCCAGGCGGGGGCACCUGCAGCCGCCGUCCCCAUGGGGCUGUGUCUGCCCUGUCUCGGGGAGCCCGAGCCUCCCUCGCCGGACCCUGAAGAGAAAAGAGCAAAGCUUGCAGAGGCUGCAGAAAGAAGACAGAAGGAGGCUGCAUCCCGGGGCAUUUUGGAUGCUCAGUCUGUGGAACAAAAGAGAAAGCGGAAGGAAAAAAUAGAAAAACAAAUCGCUACAUCUGGGGGAGCACCUGAAGGUGGACUUAGAUGGACCGUUUCAUAAAGGAUAAUAUGAGUGAGAGUCUCCUGCCAAUGACUAGUAUCUGCAAUCAAGUAGACAUCCUCCAUUUAACUUACUCUCUUUGAAUAAAUGGAGAUUUAGACUUUGUAAUUUUAGUGCCAUUAAACGCAGUGCUCUUUCAGUAUGGAAAUAUUAAACAUGCUUUUGAUUUCCAGACUUAGAAAAUGGCCAGAACUUUCAUUGAAUACUUAUUUUCCUACAUUUGCUUCUUUUGCAAGAGGUGGAUAAUAGUUAAAUUUAAAUCGUGAAUAUAUCCGCAUCGCAUGUGAAGAUUUUGCAUACAUCUCAAAUAUUAAAAUUUACAAUUUCAUUUUUCCUCCUAGCUAUUUAUAGUUGUGCUGCUUAGCCUGAUAGUUCCUUUUGUUUCAUUAUAUAAUGAAGACUUUUGCUUAAACUGUAUGGAUUUAGUGCCUUUAAACUGAUCAUCAGGGAAAACCUUGAAAAAUCAUUUGAAGGGGUUAUGUGAAGGAACACUGUAAAUUUUUAUAACUUACUAUAAUGAAUAUUUGUAGAAAAGAUUUAAUUUUUCCUAAUUUAGUUUUUACUUGUGUAGCUUUAUAAACUUUAACAGAUAUUUCACAUUAUAAUAAUUAUUUUGCUUGAGUUUAAAAUUAUAUAUUAGUGUGGUACCAUCAGAGGGCAGUGAUGUGCUGUUGUACAAUAUUAAAUUCAGCUCCAUGGAGAUCUUUAUAGUAACUGAAUGAGUUAAACUAAGAAUCUAGAUGAUCAUACUGACUGGCAAUGUAUUUGUCCAGAUUUCAUAGAUGUUUGUAUUCUUUUGUAUUUGUUAAAAAGUGGUCAUAAGAUUUAUACAGAUAAGCAUUUGCCAAGACAAAUAUAAAUGUAUGAAAUAUAAA
Molecule: messenger RNA, 1266 nt
Organism: Myotis myotis
Lineage: Eukaryota; Metazoa; Chordata; Mammalia; Chiroptera; Vespertilionidae
Gene: SVIP
Product: small VCP interacting protein
Exons: 4
Coding region: 158-391 (77 amino acids)
Biological process (GO): negative regulation of retrograde protein transport, ER to cytosol; negative regulation of VCP-NPL4-UFD1 AAA ATPase complex assembly; positive regulation of autophagy
Cellular component (GO): endoplasmic reticulum membrane
Source: RefSeq, a predicted model, not a curated record